Messenger RNA from Orycteropus afer afer, 1713 nucleotides. It is a transcript of the gene GOT1, whose product is annotated as glutamic-oxaloacetic transaminase 1. Gene Ontology annotation, molecular function: pyridoxal phosphate binding; L-aspartate:2-oxoglutarate transaminase activity. The record is from RefSeq and is a predicted model, not a curated record. Gene Ontology annotation, cellular component: cytosol. NCBI's taxonomy places the organism in Eukaryota, Metazoa, Chordata, Mammalia, Tubulidentata, Orycteropodidae. Gene Ontology annotation, biological process: L-aspartate biosynthetic process.
GUCUCAAAAGCUCAUUAUUGGGUAGCCGCGUUGCCAAGCUCCGGACGCGGCUCGACCAUUGGAAGCCGCGGACCCGCCUCCGCAGGAUAGGUGAAGGUGAGAGUCUCCUCCACCAGCCACUGCUAGACCGACCGAGCAGCAUCUCCAGGCGCUGAGGGAAAGCUCUCGGCAGAUUCUGGUCCUGUCGCUAUGGCGCCUCCGUCCGUCUUUGCCGAGGUUCCGCAGGCCCAGCCGGUCCUUGUGUUUAAGCUCACGGCCGACUUCCGGGAGGAUCCGGACCCCCGCAAGGUCAACCUAGGAGUGGGAGCGUAUCGCACUGAUGAUUGUCAGCCGUGGGUUCUGCCAGUAGUGAGGAAGGUCCAGCAGAAGAUUGCUAACGACAGCAGCCUAAACCACGAGUAUCUGCCCAUCCUGGGCCUGGCAGACUUCCGGACCUGUGCUUCCCGCCUUGCCCUUGGAGAGGACAGCCCUGCUCUCAAGGAGAAGCGGGUGGGAGCUGUGCAGUCUUUGGGGGGAACAGGUGCACUUCGAAUUGGAGCUGAGUUCUUAGCUCGAUGGUACAAUGGAACAAACAACAAGGACACACCUGUCUAUGUCUCCUCACCGACCUGGGAGAAUCAUAAUGGUGUAUUUUCUGCUGCUGGAUUUAAAGACAUUCGAUCCUAUCACUACUGGGAUGCAGAGAAGAGAGGACUUGACCUGCAGGGUCUCCUGAAAGAUAUGGAGGGUGCUCCUGAGUUCUCCAUCUUUGUCCUCCAUGCCUGUGCGCACAACCCGACCGGGACCGACCCGACUCAGGAGCAGUGGAAGCACAUCGCCUCCGUCAUGAAGCGCCGGUUUCUGUUCCCCUUCUUUGACUCAGCCUAUCAGGGCUUCGCAUCUGGAGACCUAGAGAGAGACGCCUGGGCCGUUCGCUAUUUUGUGUCUGAAGGCUUUGAGCUCUUCUGCGCACAGUCCUUCUCCAAGAACUUCGGGCUGUACAAUGAGCGUGUGGGGAAUCUGACAGUGGUGGGAAAAGAAAAUGACAGCGUCCUGCGGGUCCUUUCCCAGAUGGAGAAGAUCGUGCGGAUCACUUGGUCCAAUCCUCCUGCUCAGGGAGCACGAAUUGUGGCAUGUACCCUUUCCAACCCCGAGCUCUUUAAGGAAUGGACAGGUAAUGUGAAAACAAUGGCUGACCGGAUUCUGACAAUGAGAUCUGAACUCAGAGCACGAUUAGAAGCCCUCAAGACUCCUGGUACCUGGAAUCACAUCACGGAGCAAAUUGGGAUGUUCAGUUUCACUGGCUUAAACCCUAAGCAGGUUGAGUAUCUGGUCAACGAAAAACAUAUCUAUCUGCUGCCAAGUGGUCGGAUCAACAUGUGUGGCCUCACCACCAAAAACCUAGAGUAUGUGGCCACCUCUAUCCAUGAAGCUGUCACCAAAAUCCAGUGAAGGAGCACCACCCAAACCAGCACCACCAAAGCGGUCCUCGUCACGUGUUCCCUGCCUGCACAAACCUAGUUGUACAUACCGUGUAUUAGAAACUGCUGAGGGACUGGCACAGCUGCCGAGGGACGGCGUGCCUGCUCUGACAAGACCACCUCCAUGGAAAACCCGCCCUACUGAAAGAGAGCCUCCCUUGGAAAGAAAUGUGGGCCUGGGAUUAGAGCCCUUUUGGAGGCCAGAGCAAAUUCAAGUUUUUAUUUAAAGAAGAAUAAGUAUUUUGAUUAUGAG